Molecule: messenger RNA, 3973 nt
Organism: Protopterus annectens (West African lungfish)
Lineage: Eukaryota; Metazoa; Chordata; Ceratodontiformes; Protopteridae
Gene: HOOK3
Product: hook microtubule tethering protein 3
Exons: 22
Coding region: 365-2515 (716 amino acids)
Biological process (GO): cytoplasmic microtubule organization; cytoskeleton-dependent intracellular transport
Cellular component (GO): cytoplasm; centrosome
Molecular function (GO): dynein light intermediate chain binding; microtubule binding
Source: RefSeq, a predicted model, not a curated record
CCCCCCUUCUAUCGUCAGGCAGAUGAGUGGUCAUCCUGCUGCGCUUGUCUAGGAAUGUGCGCGUGCGCAGUUGAUGUUGGGUGGCAGCGUCAGGACCCGACCCGGCGGCCGGUAGACAUCCCUAAGAGAAAAAGAGAAGCAGUAGAACCGGCAAUCUGUCAGGAGAAGACUUGGGGAGUCGUGAUUCUAUAGAAGGAUAUUCUGCUUCUUGUUUUGUUUAUACGCUGUCUUUUAGCAAGCUUAAUAAGUGCUGCUUUGGCUGAGUGUCAUCUUCCAUCAGGUUUAUUAUAUUUUUUAUACAGUAGGAUUAUAACACAAAGCGGAGUUACGGGCAUUAGCAGCAGACAGGCGGUAGGACGAAGCAAUGAACGUGGCGACAGUAGAUCGGGUUGAGUUAUGUGAGAGUCUUCUUACUUGGAUUCAGACUUUUAAUGUUGAUUCACCUUGUCAGACUGUGGAAGACUUAACAAACGGAGUUGUGAUGGCUCAAGUCCUUCAGAAAAUUGAUCCUUCAUUUUUUGAUGAAAACUGGAUGUCCAAAGUCAAAACAGAAGUGGGAGACAAUUGGCGCCUAAAGGUCAGCAAUUUAAAGAAGGUUAUCAAAGGAAUCUUGGAUUAUAACCACCAGGUUUUAGGUCAACAAAUAAAUGAUUUUGCCAUCCCUGAUGUGAACUUGAUAGGGGAAAUCUCUGAUGCUGCUGAACUUGGAAGAAUGCUUCAACUAAUUUUGAGUUGUGCAGUGAACUGCGAACAGAAACAUGAAUACAUCCAGACAAUCAUGGGAAUGGAAGAGUCAGUGCAGCAUGUUGUUAUGACAGCUAUUCAAGAGUUAAUGAGUAAAGAGACCCCCGUGACUGUUGGGAAUGACACAUACGCUGAUCUUGAGAGGCAGUUGAAGAAGACUACUGAGGAACUACAUGAAGCUCUGGCAGCAAAAGAAGAAAUUUCGCAGAGGUGCCAUGAACUUGACAUGCAGGUUGCAGCACUGCAGGAAGAGAAAAGCAGCUUGUUAGUGGAAAACCAGCUUCUCAUUGAACGUAUGAACCAGUCAGAUUCAAUAGAGGACCCAAACAGCCCAGCAGGACGGAGACAUCUUCAGUUACAGACUCAGUUAGAACAGCUACAGGAGGAAACUUUCAGGUUAGAAGCAGCCAAAGAUGAUUACAGGAUACGUUGUGAAGAGCUGGAGAAAGAACUAGCAGAAGUAAAACAACAAAAUGAAGAUUUGACGUCAUUAGCAGAUGAAGCCCAGUCUUUGAAGGAUGAAAUGGAUAUCCUACGGCAUUCAUCAGAUAAAGUAUCUAAACUAGAGUCUCAAGUGGAUUCUUAUAAGAAGAAGUUGGAAGAUCUUGGUGACCUUCGCCGCCAGGUGAAGCUUCUUGAAGAGAAGAAUACUAUGUACAUGCAGAACACAGUUGGGCUAGAGGAAGAGCUAAGAAAAGCGAAUGCAGGCCGGGCUCAACUAGAAGCAUAUAAAAGACAGAUAGUUGAACUGCAGAACAGAUUAGCAGAAGAAUCAAAAAAGGCUGAUAAAAUGGAAUUUGAAUACAAAAGAUUGAAAGAAAAAGUAGAUUCCCUUCAAAAGGAGAAUGAUAGACUGCGAUCAGAAAGGGACUCUUUAAAAGAAACAAUUGAAGAGCUGAGGUGUGUACAGGCACAAGAAGGACAGCUUACAGCAGGACCUUUGCCAUUAGGGAGUCAAGGUAGUAGUGAUAGCCUUGCUGCGGAAAUUAUCACGCCCGAGUUUAAGGAAAAACUAAUCCGACUUCAGCAUGAGAACAAAAUGUUGAAGAUCAAUCAGGAAAGGUCUGACAAUGAAAAAGUGUUAAUGCUACAGAGAUCGCUAGAUGAUGCAGACCUGAAAAAGAAUGAACUAGAAACAGAAAACAGAUUAUUGAAUCGGAGAGUACUAGAACUCCAGUCCCAGGUUGAAGAAUUGCAGAAGUCGUUGCAAGACCAAGGCUCAAGGGCAGAAGAUUCAAUGCUGUUGAAGAAAAAAUUAGAAGAGCAUCUGGAGAAACUGCAUGAAGCCAAGACAGAAUUGCAGAAGAAACGAGCAAUCAUAGAGGAUUUGGAAUCCAGAUAUAACAAUAGCUCACAGAGAAUUGAAGAAUUACAAGAGGCAUUACGGAAAAAAGACGAAGAAAUGAAGCAGAUGGAAGACCUAUACAAGAAGUACUUGGAAAAAGCCAAGAGUGUUAUUCGUACACUAGAUCCCAAACAGAAUCAGGGAGCAGGUCCUGAGGUUCAGGCUUUGAAGAACCAACUGCAAGAGCGAGAACGAAUGUUCCACUCCUUAGAGAAAGAGUAUGAGAAGACAAAAACACAGCGAGAUCAAGAGGAGAGGUUAAUAGUUAGUGCCUGGUAUAACAUGGGAAUGUCACUGCACAAGAAAGCAGCAGAAGAUAGACUUGCCAGUACGGGCUCUGGACAGUCAUUUCUUGCCAAACAAAGACAAGGGGCAACUAACAGAAGAGCAUACCCUGGGCACGUGCAGCCAGCUACAGCCAGGUAGAGGAGUCAUGCCUCUGCUUAAGGACAUUUCAGAGUCUACAAAUCCUUCACUUGCACACUGCAACACAUCACGAAACCCAGACCCCCAUCUUCAUAAACCUAAGUUCUGUGUUAUAUACUGUUCUGUUUUUUAAGUAUCUUUUAUUUGGACAUUAUUGCUUUUGCUGUGCAUUCAUUUCAGGUUUUAAUUUACAGUGAAAAGAAAACAGAAUGAUUACAUUUGUUUUAGCAGCUUGAAAAGAAAAGCAAUAAUACAAAAAGCAGGUUUGUGCUCUUUAUUUUGAGAUCCCACCCCUUUAUAUUGAAAGAAGCUGUCCUUCCUUUUGUCGGUUUAGGCAUGGUUUGCAAUUAUCGUAAAACUGUGUGACAACACAUAUGGAAGAUCCACAAGCAAUGUCUCUUUACUGUUUAUUUCUUUUGUUGUGGCAUGGGUUAUAUUAAAGUAGCACCACUGCGUCCAAACACCUACCAUUACAGAUAUUUCACUGCUGGCAUUUAUGGCGUUUCACAGAAAGAAGUAAUUAAAUACUUUUUGCAUUACAGAGGUAAUACUAAGGCAUCAUCCAACUGCAAAGCAGUUGCACAGUUUUUGUACCUGAGAAGAAGUAUCAGUAUUUCUUGAGUUUUGCUUUCACUACCAUUUGCAUGUAUGUCAGUUUUAUAGUAUUGCCUUAUUGCACAAAAAAAAAUGUGUAGGGUUGAUGGAUAUGGAGAUGGAAAACUAUGUGAACUUGAGUGAAGUUAUUGCUGCACACGGCUACCGGUGUGGUUACAGCAUGUAACAUUGACUUGUUCAAAUUUCCAGAAUGUACUACCCCCUUUCAUGCAUUUUGUAUACUGUUAGUGAAGUUAUAUACAUACUUGAUUGCACAGGCACAUAGAAAGUAUUUCAAUUUGUGCAUAUAUCACAAAGUAAUUUAUGUACCACAGCUUUGUCAUUUUGUCAUUUAUAACAUGGUAAGGUUCUUUUUUUUUAGUUAAAUUAAAUGUUUCCUAAAUAUAGUUAUCCCCUUGUAAAUGAAGUGAUUUUUUGUACAGUAAUAAAAAAACGAGAACCAGUGAAUUAUACUGGUUAAUGAACAUUUCUGGCAUGCCCAAUCUGAAAAUUCAGAUUGGCUAAUUUUGAGUGUUCCAGAAGGUUUAAAGUACAAAAUAUUCUGAUUUGGAUAAUUUUGAGUAUCCCAUAGGGGAUGAAGUACAACAGUUUGCUGUUCACAAAAACAGAUCUCUGUUAAAUGCUGUUACAGGUUGUACUCCUGUGUUGAUGAUAAGCUUAUGUGCAAAAUGAGUCUUAGCACCCAGCUUAUAAUUUACAUAGUGCACUUAAAUAAUGCAAGAGUUACUCAGAGUGGUAGCUUUAUUUGUAACUGUCAGCAUUACUGCUGUGAAUGCAGUGUAAGCACAUGUUGAGACACUGAUUCAAGAGUCUUAAAAUUAAAACUCAUUUUCAUGAGGGAAA